Molecule: messenger RNA, 1130 nt
Organism: Cylas formicarius (sweet potato weevil)
Lineage: Eukaryota; Metazoa; Arthropoda; Insecta; Coleoptera; Brentidae
Gene: Trax
Product: translin-associated protein X
Exons: 4
Coding region: 31-894 (287 amino acids)
Cellular component (GO): cytoplasm; nucleus
Molecular function (GO): RNA endonuclease activity; RNA binding; sequence-specific DNA binding
Source: RefSeq, a predicted model, not a curated record
GAAGAAUAUGGUUAUGUUGUGUAUAUUUUGAUGGAAUAUCUUAAUGUCGAUUCGGGUGGAAUUAUAAUUAUGUCUAAAUACAAAGGGCAUGGACGGUUCAAGAAAACAAAAUUUUCUGUUGGAAAGCAGGCAAAACAAGUUUUGGAAUCAAUUGAUACAAACAAUCCUUUUAUUCAAAUGUUUGAAGAGUAUUCUACAGAGUUAGAUGAUAAACAUGAUCGAUAUGAAAAAAUAGUAAAAUUAAGUAGAGAUGUCACCAUUGAAUCAAAAAGAAUAAUCUUUUUACUUCAUAGUACUAAUACAGAUAUAGAAUCAAAGCGAGAUUUGGUUUUGCAAGAGGCCUUUGACAGACUUUCAAAUUUAUACAAAACAAAUUUCAGAGACAUUGCCUUGGAGCUGAAAGGUCAAGACCAUUAUUUAUAUCAUAAAGCAUUUACCGCUGGCAUGCAAGAAUUUAUAGAGGCCUUUUGUUUUUACCACUAUAUAAAAAAUAAAAGUAUGCCAAUAUGGUUGCAUAUAAACAAUUAUUUUCAGUAUAAAGAGGAUGAAGUCUCUUUGUUAUUUACCCAAUAUGAUUUUAUACUCGGUAUAGCGGACUUUACAGGUGAAUUGAUGAGAAAAUGCAUUAACGUCUUGAGUGUUGGAAAUGUCAAUGAGUGCUUUAAACUUUGCAACUUUGUCCGGAGCAUUUAUACUGGUUUUUUAGGAUUACACUUCUGGGGAAAUAAAGAACUCUCGAAGAAGUCAAAUGUAUUACGCCAAAGUCUGGCAAAAAUGGAAUUAGUUUGCUACAAUAUUAAAAUCAGAGGGAGCGAAAUUCCAAAUCAUAUGCUGCUGAGUGUUAUAGAAUCAAAUAGAAUUGAUGAUGAGAUAGAUGAAGGAUAUGUGCUGUAAAUAAAAUAAAAUAUCACAAUAGCUCUUUUCCAGUGUGAAAUGCGUAAACAAGUCAGAACAUAUCCUAAUUAAAAUUAAAUAACAAUUAGAUGAAAGGAUGUUGACUAUUGCAUAUUAGUAAUGUUUUCUCAGAAAUGGGAAAAUAAUUUCCACAAAUGGGAACAAAAUAUUUUUAUUUGACUUCAGAGCAAACACAAAUGUCAAUAUUUAGGAAAAUAAAAUGUAUCUAUACUAAA